CUUGCACAAAGACGCCACACUUGGUCCGUGACACAAACUCAUCAAACAACCAAGUAGUCACACACGGAGCGCCAAGAAGCUUGCAGACAGAACACCUUCCCUGCAGGGCAGCGCAGACGGACAACCAUCCAGGGGAGUGCGUGUGCGUGGGGGCCGGGGAGGCGUUUUUCUUUUCUCUCCUAGCUUUUCCACAAGGUAGGACAGACACGUUGAGCUUGUCGGCUUCUCUCGUUAAGAAGGCAAACUAAGAAAGGAAAAGGGGAAAAGACGAAGGAAAAGAAGGCGACGUCGUGAUUGCGCGUCAGCGUCCGACUUUCCCGAAUCUGGGUGACUCGCGAGUUGCCCCACCACCACCCAAGCAGGUUCCGAAGCCUCCUCCACCAAAGAAUCACCUACGAGUAUCAAGUACAAGUUUUUUAAUUCGGCGCCGAUUCCCGGCACGCGGCGAGCAGCGGCGUCGAGGAGAAAGUUCCCCGCUUGAGGGCGAAAGCAGGCUUUUUGUGUGCCGGAGGACGCAAAGUUUGCCAACGUGCCAAAGGAGUUCGUCAGUUCUGUCAGAUGCGUCAUGCAGCCAUGUCCAAGGAGGCAGAUGUGAGAGGCAGCAGUGAGCGCCACACAGCCCCACAGGAGCCCACCGCCGCCACCGCGACCACGAGCAGUGACCCGGAGACGCCCAGCACGCCGCCUCCUCCUCAGCCUGCCGCAGCCAAGGCUGACCACGGAGCCGCCGCCGGCCCCGAGAGCGAGCCCUCCAGUAGUCGCAGCGGCGGUGUGGGCGCCGGCGGAGCGGGCGAGAGCUCCAUGCAGUUCAGCACCAGACCGCCUAGUGCUGAGCAGCCGGGCUUCAUGGGGACAUGGCAACAGCAGAGCACUGACGGCAACCUCCUCUACAGAAUGUCCCAGCAGGCCAUUCGCUGCACGCUGGUCAACUGCACGUGUGAGUGCUUCCAGCCGGGCAAGAUUCACUUGCGCACAUGCGACCACUGCAAACAUGGCUGGGUAGCUCACGCCCUGGACAAGCUGAGCACGCAGCACCUGUACCACCCGACGCAGGUGGAGAUCGUGCAGUCGAAUGUGGUGUUCGACAUCAGCAGCCUGAUGCUGUACGGUACGCAGGCGGUGCCUGUACGGCUCAAGAUCCUGCUGGACCGCCUCUUCUCCGUGCUCAAGCAGGAGGAGGUGCUGCACAUCCUGCAUGGCCUGGGCUGGACCCUGCGGGACUACGUGCGGGGCUACAUACUGCAGGACGCUGCGGGCAAGGUGCUGGACCGCUGGACCAUCAUGUCCCGAGAAGAGGAGAUCAUCACCCUGCAGCAGUUCUUGCGCUUCGGGGAGACCAAGUCCAUUGUGGAGCUGAUGGCCAUUCAAGAGAAGGAAGGCCAGGCCGUUACCGUUCCUUCCGCCAAGACCGACUCCGGGAUUAGGACGUUCAUUGAGAGCAACAACAGGACACGCAGCCCGGGACUACUUAUGCAUUUAGAAAAUAGCAGCCCAUCGAGCAUUCACCAUUUUGAGAAUAUCCCCAACAGUUUAGCCUUCCUUCUACCUUUCCAGUAUAUCAACCCCGUGUCCGCCCCCAUGCUCGGCUUGCCGCCCAACGGACUGCCGCUGGAACAAUCCGCUCUCCGGCUCCGGGAGCCCAGCUUGCCCAACCAAGUGGAACAGGUGGAGACAAGCGAGUCGGACGUGUCCCUCUCGCCCUUCCGUACCGGCCAGAGUCCGAGCCGCGGCCCACUCGGCGCCAUGAACAACAGCAACAGCAACAUUGAACCUAAAACGGAGUCUAGCAACAGGGCGUCCCCCAUCUCGCCAUCUCCAUCCCUCCAGCAGGCUCAACAGCAGAUGAGCCAGCAGCAGCAGCAGCAGCAGAGUCAACAGCAGUCCCAGAACCAGUCUCAGCAGCCCAACGCGCUGAGCGACCACCAGGGUCACCACCACUUUGUCAAGGAGGAGCAGUCCAAGUGCAUAAGCCACUCUCCGUUUUCCUCCAAGUUGCACCGCAUGCGGCGCAUGGCCUCCACCCCGCGCAAAGGCCGAGUGUGCUGCAACUCUUGCGGCAAGACCUUCUACGACAAAGGCACACUGAAGAUACACUACAACGCCGUGCACCUGAAGAUCAAGCACCGCUGCACCAUCGAGGGCUGCAAUAUGGUCUUCAGCUCCCUGCGCAGCCGCAACCGUCACAGCGCCAACCCAAAUCCGCGGCUGCACAUGCCCAUGCUGCGCAACAACCGCGACAAGGACCUCAUCCGUGCCAACUCCAACUCGAGUACGCCAGUCAUCUCGAGUACCAAAAAUGGUGGCUUCACCCUUACCAGUCCUGGCAGGCCACCGCUGGGCUUCACCACUCCACCGGUAGACCCCAUGCUUCAGUCCCCACUGCAAAGCCCGCUGGUAUUUCCCUCUCUUAAAUCCGUGCAGCCGGUACAACCGGUGCCUCCGUUCUAUCGUACGUUACUGACCUCGGCGGACCUCGUCAGUCCGCCGGUUUCACUGCAAACAAGCCCCAUUUUGCCCACCACCACCAACAGCACCACGCUGAUGGACCAGCAACAGCAGAUGCUGGCUGCGGCCGUGGCUUCACACAAUAACGCUCACAUGUCCGAGAUGGGAGCCACGUCUCAUAGCGUGAACGCGUCUAGUGGCAAUCAGGAGGCGGCGACGGGCCCCGCUGACCCCAUGCCCAAGAAAAAGCCUCGUAAAUCCAGCAUGCCCGUGAAGAUCGAGAAGGAAGUGAUCGAUGUGGCGGAUGUCUACGAGGACAAAGACGAGGAUGACGACGAUCACAUGAACCACAACCACCACCACUCCACGCCGCUCCUUUACAACACACACGUCAAAAUGAACGGAAACUACCACAGCAACAACAACAGCAGCAGCGGCGGCGGCACAGCGAACCACAGCGGCGGGAGCGGGCAGCAAUCCCCUUCCCAAGACGAGAUGAGCCCCGGCAUAACUCUGCGUGGCGUGAUGAGACAAAGUGAAGACGAAUGCCGGGAGGGAGCCGGCAGUGACGGCAGGGGCGAGCUCCAAGGCUCAAGCGACCUACGUUGUAUGGACAGCUACACUUCUGAGGACCAAGACCACGAAAGAGACUUUGAGAACGAGUCGGAAACCUCGGACUCAAAGAUGUAUUACCGGGACGAGUUGAUGGAUGUGGAGGAGCAGCAGAAACACUCCAAAAGUGACAAAGACCACCGCGACGAUGGCCACGAAGAAGGUCAUUUGAGGAAAGAAAUGGAAGGCAAGGGUCAGCUCUCGCCAUCCCCUCACCAGGAUUCGAUCAAGGUCAAGGAAGAGCUCAUCGACCCCACUUACGACAUGUUCUGCAUGAGCCAGUACGGCCUCUACAACGGCGGAAUGGCGGCGGCCGCAGCCGCAGCCGCCAGCAUGGCCGCCUUGCACGGGAGUUUCAUCUCCUCGAUGGGCUACGGCGCCAGCCCGCCCAAGUUCCCCACUUCCCAGUCGCCGGACGGAGACCCGUGUUCUAGUCCGGACCCCAAGAUCUGCUACGUGUGCAAGAAGAGCUUCAAAAGCUCCUACAGCAUGAAACUGCACUACAAGAACGUGCACCUCAAAGAGAUGCAUGUGUGCACUGUGGCUGGUUGCAACGCUGCGUUCCCUUCCCGACGGAGUCGAGACAGGCACAGCUCCAACAUUAAUCUGCACCGCAAACUGCUGACCAAAGAGCUGGACGACAUUGUCCUGGACCCCCAACUCACGCCACUGCCCAAGGACUUCGGAGCCGAGUUACUGGCCAAAUUUUAUGCCGGGCACCACCACCACAUGGCUUUGGACCCGAUGGGUGGGAUGGCUUUCCGGGGCCUUGGGCCCACCGCCGACUUGAUGCGUCGCGAGCAUUGCCCCACGGGAAACGAGUACCCCCAUCACCCUGUCCACCAAGACCUGAAGAACAACCACCAUCACCAUCACCAUCAUCAUCAUCAUCGCGGCUUCCCACGAGGCGGGCCGGACGACUACGUGGUCCUGGACCUGAGCACCACGUCCAUCGUCCAGUCCAAUGGCAGCAUCCACUCCUCGCACGAUUCGGACGAGGGCAGCGACGAAGGCAUCCUAUUGGACGACCUGGAGGUGGACGAGGAGGACGACGAGGAGGGCAACAGCGAAGGGGAGGACUGCGAUGGCCAAAGCGGAGAUAAAAGCCGACUGGCGCGCUCGGAAUCGCCGUUCCGCCUCUCGUCAGAGAACGGCGGCGGCGGCGGGAUCGUGUGCAGCAUUUGCCAGAAAAUGUACAGCAACAAGGGGACGUUGCGCGUGCACUACAAGACGGUGCACCUGCGCGAGAUGCACAAGUGCAAAGUGGCCGGCUGCAACAUGGUGUUCAGCUCCGUGCGCAGCCGCAACAGACACUCGCAGAACCCCAACCUGCACAAGAACAUGCCCUUUGCCACACUCAUAGGCUGAACCUCCUCCGAGUCCUCAUCUGAGUCCUCGCCACCGCCUGUGUCCCUAAUACUUGACUCUUCCUCCUUUCGGAAUGACUCGAGCGAGGACUUUAUGCUUUAUGGAAAAAAAAACCUCUUUGUUUUCUUCAUUUGGAGUUUCAUGAACUUCUUCCCCCAGUUUUAUCUCCAAAGACUCUAUCAAACUUCUUAUUUGUGACCUUGCCUGCAGACGAGAUAGUAUCGAGGAAAAAAAACCAACAUGUAUUUGUGUAAUGAUAGCUUUUAAAUGACUACCCCCCCGCCCCUCCUUAAAACUGAGAAAAAAAAGCAUGACAGCUUCAUUUGUAAAUAUUGCCCCAGAGAGGCUUUUUGAUGUAAAAGACUUGUGAUGAUGGUCGUUUGUUUCUCUUUUUCCUUUUCUUUUCUUUUCUUUUUUUUUUUUUUUGCUUCUCUUGCUUAUGGUUUUCUGUUACAGUCCAGUACAAUACUUCCAGCUAUAAGCAAGAAAGAGGUAGCAUCUUAACUAUCUUGAGUCAUUUUAACAAUACGAGGGGGAAGGGAGUGAAGGUGGGGGGUUGGGGGCAGAGAGGAAAAAAAACAAAGAAAGAAAGAAAAAAAAACAAUAUCAUGUGAAUUACUUUGUUAGAUAUGGCCGGCAUGCUCUCUGAGGCUCCUACACUGAUAUUAUUCUGUGUUUUCUAUUGAUUUCUCCCCUGCCCCCUUCAUGUUUAUAUGAGCUUUAUUAGUAUACGAUUCCGUUUUUUGCACUUUGCAUCUAUACGAGGGGAUGUGUAAUAUUACUAGAACAGAGGACUUUUUUUUUUUUGCAAUGGUGAGUGAAGAGAUGUGUGUUUUGACGGUAAAUUUUAAUAUACACACAUCUGUUUUUUUCCCUGCACGUAGCCAAAUAUGGGGAAAAAAAAGAUAAUUCCCUUACAAUCGUCUCCCAAUACUUUGGCGGGGUACACACAUACAAAAUAAAUGGAUCACAGUGGACCCCUGUUUACUGGCAUUGACCUAUUUACAGAUUUUUUUUUAAUAUAAAAAAAAUUUGCAAGAUUUUUGGUCAAUAUGUUUUGCAAAGAGCCAAACCCCACUUUUAUGUUUGUAAAAAAAUGCACAAACACAAAUAUUAAAAUG
Messenger RNA from Hippocampus zosterae (dwarf seahorse), 5546 nucleotides. RefSeq names its product basonuclin 2 (gene bnc2). Bases 559 to 4425 code for a protein of 1288 amino acids. Gene Ontology annotation, biological process: regulation of DNA-templated transcription. Gene Ontology annotation, cellular component: nucleus. Lineage: Eukaryota; Metazoa; Chordata; Actinopteri; Syngnathiformes; Syngnathidae. The transcript has 6 exons. The record is from RefSeq and is a predicted model, not a curated record.